AUGGCUCCCGUCCCGGAAGCCUAUUUCCCGUCCCUGGACAAGUGCUUUUCCGGGGACGUUCAGCUUUUAUCCUGGAAGAGAGCUUUCCUCUACACCUGUGAUCCGGAUAGCUUCCCCGACGAUACUCAAGUUCUUGACUCGUUUUUGUCGCACCCAGAUAGCAUUCAACUCCUUCUAAAUCGCGAUACGGUCUUUCCUUCACGGUCUGCUAAGACGAAAUCGGAUUUCGAUACAAAAACUGCAGCAAUACAUGCGGAGACAAAUGCGCAGGCUUCGUACGAUUUGAAAGAAAUCAAAGCGGAUGCUCUUUGGCUGAGUGGAAAAGCUGGGAUCGAUGAGGUCAAUGCGCUUCGGAUCGCAGUCUUGGAAUGGCAAACACGACCCUCUACGCGCCUUUUGGGCCAAUUUUCUGACGAAGAAACCAUCAGCUUGAAGGGGGCGGCCGGGGUCGAUACUUUCCGCGUGUCACUCGCAGGACCCAGUUUCGCUGAGAUUUUCAGCACGAGACCAGGCGAAGGAAACAACGCCGCCGAAUUUGUCGCCGAGAAAAACAGGCGUCUACGUCUCCAAGAGCUUUAUCUGUCGGAAAGAUGCCAUGCCAUCAAGACAGCCCGCAAGCUUCUCGCGUUGUUUUUGGAUAGCGACCAUCUGGAUAGCGCACCUCAACAACAAUCAGGAAGCCCCACUGGCUUAGGGAAAUUAGGUGCAUCCAUAUUCAGCGACAAAGUCAGGGGGAGAACUUGGUACAGCUUCGCUGGAGAGUCCAUCAAAGCUGUGAAGGCACGCCUUUCAGCCCUCGAAGGUGCUGGCGGUUGGCUGGGUGCUGCCGAGAGCAGCGAGGAUAUUGAGAACUCAUGGAGGACAACCCUUGUGGAAGAAGUAUUACAUAUACUCCAGGGCUUGUUUAUGCAGCUUCAGACUUCCACGGAAAUCCCUCCUGCGGACUUGUUAAUGUCUUGGCUCCGUCUAAUGGCUGACUAUGCCUUCCUCGAAUCCCUUCAAGCUCCCUGUGAAAACCCUAUUGAACUACUUCUACCGCUACAGGGCUUUGUGUGUCUGAUCACCCUGACAUUUUUAAAACUCCCUCUCUCGAUCCCUGCCAUUAUCGAAAAGGGUGAGGGCCAAGAUGCGUCCACUAAACCACCUUACUUCCUAUCAAAAGACGACAUCGGUCAGAUCAACGAAAUAUUCACCACCGUGGGACUUGAGUCAAAGACUGCGAGUCCGGCUGCAUUUUCAUGGGGUAUGGUUUUGCAUACAAUGGGGGAGCUAGCUCUCAAUGAUAAAGAGACCCGAGAAAUGGAACAGUUUCACAGCGCCGUGGAUUCUUUCCAAUCAAAUACGCCGCACUCACACAGUGGUCGUGCCACUGAAAUUUCACUUUACGAAGAACUACUCGAAGUUGCUCGCACCCCACGGUAUACUAUCGAUGAUUCGGUCACCCUUCUCACCUCAGAUGCAAUCAAAAAUAUUGUGUUCGACACCAUUGUCUCCCUGCCACAAAAGAUUGGGUCGACAUCGGCUGUCGAUGACAUUGUGACGAACCAAUGGACACGCACCGCGCUGCUAGAUCUCGUUCGAUCUAUGAUAAUUUUCAUGGAUUAUUCUCCGGAAAUCGUGGAGUCUGUCCUGGGUAUCCUCAAUGGGCCAGCCGCAGACUCAUCUUGGCCUCUGGCCAUGUCGCCAGGCUCGCCCAGCGAUCCACGGGUGAUUUUCAUGAAGGACGAGCGCCUCAUGAGCAACAUCUUCCUAGUAGCGCGCUCGCGCUUUCCAUAUGAGACGGUACCGUUUUUGAAGCUAUGCCGUGCUCUCCUCAGCCCCGAACUGGUUAAUGAGGAAGGCUUUCCUCAGAUUUUAAGCGAGUUGGAAAACAUGGAGUCAUUCACGCAGAUUGUUCCAGACCAUUUCCAAGGCUAUGAAACCAUUCGGGAGGAUGAAGACGCCAAUUUUGUGAGCCUCCUUGAGCCACUUCCCAUGAUUGAGUCCAAUCUGCGGAGGCUAUCCCAAAACCAGCAAAUAGCCAGCAAUGCUCUCAUUGUCACCGGCUCAUCAGAACUUCCUUCAUCAACAGUAGGCCAGGUAGUUUCCGAGUCCAGACCUGCAGUUGUGAUGUGGCAACAUCGCUAUUCCUGCUUAAGCUACCUAGGAAGCUGGCUCGAGGAAUGGAACGAAAAUGGCGGGUUCUCGGAAGGCUUUGGGGAUGACUGUGUUGCGGAAACCAUAUGGUUGUUUACAGAUCUUAUCCUCGCAACAACGAAUAACCAGGCACUCAACAAUGAUGGCUCUGCUGCAAAGAGUAUUUUGGAAAUGGCUAGCGAUGGUCUCUCUCGCCAAAGCGACAUCGUUUCUCUUGUGUUUGACAUAUUUGAGCGCAACUUACAAAACGUCGGCGCUAGGACUGGUUCGGAAGGCGUGGUUGACUCGACAAUAGCUUGCCUGCACUUUGUCCGUGCCCUUAUCGCAGUUCUACCAAGCAGGGUAUGGCCUCUGCUCUCUCGGAGCUGUCUACUUGGGGCAGAUGGCAAAGGCGGUAUGAUGACUGCGAUUAUAUCCGCUACAGAGGUAACGUCGGGAGAAUACCCAUUCCUAAUGGCCUCUGUGCGUCUAUUCCAAGCCGUUGUUGAUGAUGCAAUGUCUCGUGCUGUUUUAAGGCGAUGUCCCACUGGCAAACCAGGUGUCGUGUCAGACUGGACUUCCGGGGUGCCAUCACAUAUCAUGAGAGCCAUAUUGCUAAACUUUGUUCGAACAAUGGUCGAGGUGUUUAGCAGUAACGGUAAUUGGAGGUUCAAUUCCCCCGAGCGGAAGUUUGAGAUGAACACCGCAAUUGCGAAAACGCUGGAAAGAAUUCUCCAUUAUGCGUUUGGUACAAACCAUGCUGCCAACAACAGAUUGGAUUCAAAAAUCACAGGCGUCUUUUCAUCUUCGGCCACAUACAUCUUAGACGUCCUCCGACCAACCUCUGCAGCAGAUUUGCCCUUCAACCCUAUUCUCCGGCUAAUAAUUGACGGGCUUCAAACCCCUCCCACAUUAUAUCUUCGUUUCUUGACAUUGCUAGAGAAACAAGUUGUCUCAACGUUGGAACUCUCAGCAAGACUGCUGCAGGCAGCUCAGCUCAUCGAUCAGUCACCAUCGUUGCUAGAGGAUCAGCUUUUCAAAGCCACGCCAGUCCUUGUGAAGCUAUAUGCGCUCCAUGGCCCUUAUCAACUUCCCACCCUUUCACUAUUGAACACGUUGGUCACUAGCGCUGCAUUAGACUCCAGUAACGAGCCACCGUCUUUAGUCGGGCACUUGGGGGCCGAUACCUCCUGUCUUUUCCUUGAUGUUUUGUCCCGAUUCGAUAAGCCUCUUAGUGACCCGACCCUACAGUUAUCUGUAUGGCGUUUACUGUCGACUCUGAUCAGCAAACGGCAACAGUGGCUUGCAGUCUAUAUCCUUACAGGCUCUUCUCCCCGCCAAUCACUAAAGAAAACAGAUGCUCAAAAUAACUCCGCAAUGAGGGGCACCCCCUUCUUACAAAUGGCACUCGACCAAAUUUCGGAGAUAGAGCAGAUUCCGGCCCAGGUAGCUCUGGCACUUCUCGACUUCGUUUCCAACGCUCAGGAGCACUGGCCAUGGGCAACUCCAGAACUAAGGAAGCAUGCCAAAUUCUUCCCUAGUCUCGUGAAUUAUGUGUCUAAGCUGGAUAUAUCGUCUCUUCCUAGUGUUGAACAAAUUUUCGCCACCCAAAUCGCGGCUGUUGUUGCCGACCUUUGUGCUGUCUAUCUACACUCCGCCAAAGAAGCACAGGACCGGAAUUUCUAUAAAACCUUGUUUCCACUCGUAUCCUGGUACGCAAAGGACGCUGUUGAAGUCUCUGGGUAUAAUGCGUCCUUACACGCCAAUCUCAAGAGGAAUUUUGAGAACAGAUACCCAGGAUGCAAACUUGACGACUUUAAGAGGACAUCGCUACGGCCCCGCAGUUUAGGGCGAGAAUAUUACUACGAUAUCCGCCUGGGUAAAAAGCUCCUUUCUUAUGAUUUUGCGUGGAAAGGGUCAAAAAAUCAGGGAUUUUCCGAAGAAUUUGAGCGCGCCAACCUCAACCUCUCUCUCAUUGAAGCGCAAGUGAACCUCCUCCACAGUUGGAAGUUUUUCGCAGUUGAACACUGUGCAGACUUCAUCUCAGAACAUGAAAUCCAGAAGUCGAUGGCUGCCGUCGUCAAGAGCUGCCUGGAAACCAACACCAACGGAGUCCCACAAGAGGCCAUUUUUGAAAGGAUACAACAAACUAGGGUUGAUUUUGCCCAAAAUCUACUACAGCGCCUCGUGGAGAAACAAGCGAAGGGUGCUGAAUUUUUCAGCCUCCUUCAGGUGGUCUGGGAAUCAUUAAGAAGUCGUCGACCCACAUAUGAAGACGCAUUAAUCAAUGACGAUUCUGAAUACUACCGGUCGCUUCUAAACGCGCUUUUCCUGGCCCUACAGUUUCACCUUGACGGCAAGUCGAGAGCAGCACCGGAAGCCCUAAGCAAGAAAGCAGAGUUAUCCUCGGAUCUGGGAAUCGUCGCUGAGAUAGUGAAGGUCGUGGUGGCACAAGGGUUCAGGUCGCUAACUUCUUACCUUCAUGAUCAACCAGAAAAGUGCCUUCCGAAAGACUUUGCCGUUAUAACUGCAAUCCUGCAAAGCUCGCUACAGGUUAAGAACGUCGAUCGCCUAUACGAGCACAUUGUAUACUACAUCGCCGACAACGACACAGUACGGCACGCCACAUCAUUAUUCUCGUGGGCAGAUCAGCUGGCCGUUGCAGGUGACCCCGUCUAUGGAGAGCUCAGUAUCUCCUUCCUCGCCAAAUUAUCCACCAUACCCAUGUUGGCAGAGCACCUCGCCGUGGAGGUUGUGCUAGCUCAACUCUCCACUUCCCGCUUAACAAAUGCUCUUCGACAGCCCAAAGGAUUCGGUCCAUUUGACCCCGUUCCGAGAAUAUACUCUAUCUGGACCGGCGGCAUCCUCCCUUUGUGUCUGAAUCUUCUUUACCACGUCAUCCGCACGGCACCCGAAGUCGCCGCCUUCCUGAACCAGUUUGAAGGACAGCUCACACGGGCGGCGGGGUCGUUUGCCUCUGCACGCACCACAAUCUCAUCGUCGGCGGUAGCAGCGCACCGAAUUAGCUUGAGCAUGGCCUCGGAAGCCUACUCUCUCGCUCUUAUUUCGUAUAUUCUGGGCCGUCUCCGCGAAGCAGGGUCCAGCAUUGGCGUCGAUGCGCAAGCAAUCCAGGAACUGAACUGGGAUAAAGCACAAGUCAAAGAAGACAUUGAGGAAUUAAUCGAACGGCGCCCCAAUCUCCGGACACGGAUUGUCGCGACGAACGAUAAGGAGGCUGAACUGGCGCGCCAGAAGCCGGUGAAUGCAACAUCUGGGGCGGAAAAUCAGUUGGAGGAGAGGAUUGUCAGCGAACUCAAGGCGACUCUUGUUUGCAUAGGAGGGGACGAGUCGUGA
This is a messenger RNA of Aspergillus puulaauensis, 5469 nucleotides long. RefSeq names its product nucleoporin. Gene Ontology annotation, cellular component: nuclear pore inner ring. The transcript has 4 exons. Gene Ontology annotation, biological process: RNA export from nucleus; protein import into nucleus. The coding region runs from base 1 to 5469 and encodes 1822 amino acids. Gene Ontology annotation, molecular function: structural constituent of nuclear pore. NCBI's taxonomy places the organism in Eukaryota, Fungi, Ascomycota, Eurotiomycetes, Eurotiales, Aspergillaceae. The record is from RefSeq and is a predicted model, not a curated record.